AUGGGUGGAACACAGUAUGGAAAAUUCCAAGACUUCUGUCGCGAUGCGACACUCCCUAUAUGCAAUAUUCUCGUCACGAACAACCAACCCCCUGGCCUUUUGUAUGGCGGCUGUGUGCUGCGUGGAAUCACACUGAGUAACAACCGCAAUCUCGCCAACCUGGGCUCGAUACUGCUCUGUGGCAUUGCCAUUGUCGUCACGUUGUUUCUGAUAUGGCGUGCAGAAAGGAAAGCUGCCGCAGUCGGUCGCCGGGAGAUGCAGAUGUUCCUAGUCGGAUACCUGAUCAUUGAGAUCUGCGAAAUUUUCACAACUGGCGGAUUUCCAUUGAACAAUGAUGUGCGGAAAGGGUUCACGGCCGUCCAUCUGGCCGCCAUCGUGGCGACCAUGUGGAUCCUGCUCAUGAACGCAGUCGUGGGUUACCAAUUACUGGACGACGGCACGCGCUUGUCACUGGGACUGAUCGGCUUCAGCGCGCUGGCACUAUUCAUUGGAACUGGCUAUAUUGCACUCGACACGGCCUUCUCUUGGACAGGGUUUUGGGACAGCUCGUUGCAACCCCCGCACCAGAACUACGCCCUCUACACGCUGUACCAGCUUGCGCCCUUGGUCUUCCUGUUUUUGUUCUUCGUCCUCGAGUCGAUACUGGUUCUCAGAAUCCUGGGCGAAACGAAACCAAUGGUCUAUCUGUUCGCCGCAGCCCUCCUCUUCGCUAUCGGCCAGGUCUUCAUGUAUGUGAUCUCGAAGCACAUAUGCGAAGGCACCAGUGGCGACAUCAACGGCACUCUUUUUGAGACCCUGUUCACGCUCCUCAGUGUCGUGGCGGUGUUCGUCUUCUGGUCAUCAAUCACUGAAGACGACUGGCCGAUCCAGUGA
Messenger RNA from Fonsecaea multimorphosa CBS 102226, 873 nucleotides. RefSeq lists its product as uncharacterized. The record is from RefSeq and is a predicted model, not a curated record. NCBI's taxonomy places the organism in Eukaryota, Fungi, Ascomycota, Eurotiomycetes, Chaetothyriales, Herpotrichiellaceae. The transcript has 3 exons. Gene Ontology annotation, biological process: protein folding. The coding region runs from base 1 to 873 and encodes 290 amino acids. Gene Ontology annotation, cellular component: endoplasmic reticulum membrane.